AUGUCUUUCCAGGAUGUGUUGAAGAGAGGUGAUGAUUUCCUAUCCGAAUACCCUCGAACUUCACCGCUCUGGAACUAUGCGUCCCAUGCGACGUGCUUGCUUAUCACCAUGAAAGCCAAGCUACUUCUCAACUUGUUCUACAAACCUCACCUUCACUGCGUUGAGAAACUUGAUUUUGCCUUGGCCAAGGCUCGGGAGGAGAAACGGUCUCUUCUUACGGUGAUGAACCAUAUGUCAGUUGUUGACGAUCCAUCCUUUUACGCCGUUUUGCCCUUCAGGUUCCAUACAGACGUUGAUACUAUCAGAUGGGGCUUCGGUGCCCAUAAUAUCUGCUUCUCCAAUAAGGUCUUCUCUUGGUUUUUCAACCUCGGAAAGAUCAUGGGAACCAAGAGGUUUGGUGAGGGUCCGUUCCAGGGCUCUUUGGAUGCUGCGAUCAGGAUCUUGUCUCCCGAUGAUACCUUGGAUUUGGAGUUUAGUCCAUGGGCCAGAGAACAAGACAAGCCUACCUUGAUCCAAGAGUUUUCCAAACUCGACGUGUCUCUGGAGACAAAGGAGCUUGUAAAGUCGGUGAAGCCUUCUCCAGAGUCGACGAACAUUCUUAUGUCAAAGUCUCCUUUCAUUCGUACCAAGACUUCAUGGUUCCAUGUCUUCCCUGAAGGUUUUGUUUUGCAGCUUCAAGAACCUCACGGUAACUCGAUGAGAUACUUUAAGUGGGGUGUUUCCAGGUUGAUUCUUGAGAGUACUCGUGCUCCUGUUGUUGUUCCUAUGUUCGCAUACGGGUUCGAAAAAGUUGCGCCUGAAGAUGCUGCUGGUGAAGGUAUCAAGCGCUACCUCCCUAGCAACUUAGGUGCUGAGAUCCAUGUCACUAUCGGUGACAUGAUUCCUGAUGAUCGUAUCGAGUACUACAGGGAGAAAUGGAGAGACUUGUGCAAAAAAUACAUUGAUCCAAAAAAGCCUACUGAUCUCACUGAGGAGUUGAUGUCUGGAAAGAAAGCCCAGGGGCUCCGAUCCGACCUUGCAGCUGAACUCAGAGAGAAAGUUCUCGCCAUUAGAGAGGGCCUUGGGGUGUUUAGACCUGAGGAUCCACGCUUCAAAGACCCAGCGUAUUGGACUGAGUACACUAGGACAGAGGGCAUGAGCGACCCAGAAGUCAAGUUUAUCGGAAAGAACUGGGCAAUUAAAAGAUUACAGCUGCACCUCCCUGAUUACGAAGAGGACGCUGCUUAA
This is a messenger RNA of Candidozyma haemuli, 1227 nucleotides long. It is a transcript of the gene TAZ1, whose product is annotated as lysophosphatidylcholine acyltransferase. The record is from RefSeq and is a predicted model, not a curated record. Gene Ontology annotation, molecular function: 1-acylglycerophosphocholine O-acyltransferase activity. Gene Ontology annotation, biological process: cardiolipin acyl-chain remodeling; inner mitochondrial membrane organization. The coding region runs from base 1 to 1227 and encodes 408 amino acids. Gene Ontology annotation, cellular component: mitochondrial membrane. The transcript has a single exon. Lineage: Eukaryota; Fungi; Ascomycota; Pichiomycetes; Serinales; Metschnikowiaceae.